AUGUGUUUCGGCAGCAAAGCCGACAGGGAUGAUACUCCCGCCCCGCGUCCCGCACAACGACCUACCUCGGCCCAGCAAGACUUCAAGAUGAGCAGCAAUUACCACCAACCCCAGUACGCGCCGCCUGCUGGCCCGCCUCCCGCUCAAAGUUCAGCCCAGAACUAUGGCCCUCCCUCCGGUCCGCCACCCAGCCAGUCGUACGCGCCUCCGAGUGGUUCACCCCCGGGUCAGAGUGAUGACUUCGCCCCACCUCCCGGCCCUCCUCCGGCACAUGGGGGCUACGCCUCGCCGUCCGGGCCUCCUCCCGGCCAGUAUGCGCCGCCACCUGGUCCUCCUCAUUCUCACCAGAACAACGACUUUGCACCCCCGCCCGGCCCCCCACCCGCCCACGACUACACAGCUCCUCCGCCCGGUCCCCCGCCAUCGGAUUCGAAGCCGAAACAUGACUGGGAGGCCGCCGUCCCAGACACCACCCUUUUCCCGCCGCCGCCCGCCUUUUUCAGCGGCUUCGAUCGUUCGCCCGCGAACAACUCUACCGAGCAGGAGGCCGAGGCGGGUGAGGCGUGGGUCAACCAGUAUCCCCUUGUGCAACCCAUCGACCUGGACCCCACCGCUCUCGAUGCCCUGCGCACUCACAGGAUAUGGCUGCUCCAGCCUCAAGGGUUCCGCGGGACCAUGGCCCAACCCGUCUCUGGUAAAUGGGAGGUUUCUACGCAACGGAAUGCCCCGGACAGCACUAUCAUUGGGUUCCCCCCUCUCUACUCCGUCAAGACGCACUCGCCUCACGCCACGGGACGUCCCUUCAAGAUCUACUACGAAGUCAAGGUUCGCGGUUCGGCGAGGGAGGUUGACCUCGCUCUUGGCUUCACCGCCCUCCCCUAUCCCAACUUCAGACUCCCCGGGUGGCACCGUGGCAGUCUUGCGGUCCACGGCGACGACGGGCACAAGUACAUCAACGACAGAUGGGGCGGCAAGACCUUUACAGACCCUUUCCGCCCUGGCGAAACACUCGGCGUCGGUAUGUCGUUUACUGCUCAGGCCGGCAGCAUGACCGUCGACAUCUUCUUCACCCGGGAUGGCAGACUAGUUGGCAGCUGGAACCUUCAUGAGGAGAGUGACGCCGAGCAAGACCUGCCGGUCACUGGACUCGAGGGAUAUCACGACCUGAGCUGCGCCAUCGGCACGUUCCAGAAGAACGAGUACGACAUCAUCUUUGAUCCAAAUUUAUGGAAGUACAGACCGUAA
Colletotrichum higginsianum IMI 349063 is the source of this 1245-nucleotide messenger RNA. Its product is annotated as SPRY domain-containing protein. The transcript has a single exon. The coding region runs from base 1 to 1245 and encodes 414 amino acids. Gene Ontology annotation, molecular function: protein binding. Lineage: Eukaryota; Fungi; Ascomycota; Sordariomycetes; Glomerellales; Glomerellaceae. The record is from RefSeq and is a predicted model, not a curated record.